Aphanomyces invadans is the source of this 1495-nucleotide messenger RNA. RefSeq lists its product as hypothetical. Gene Ontology annotation, biological process: regulation of flower development. Bases 144 to 1388 code for a protein of 414 amino acids. The record is from RefSeq and is a predicted model, not a curated record. NCBI's taxonomy places the organism in Eukaryota, Oomycota, Saprolegniomycetes, Saprolegniales, Verrucalvaceae. Gene Ontology annotation, molecular function: protein binding. The transcript is spliced from 5 exons.
CUCCAAGAGUGGCUCGAGUGUUCAGUCGUUGGGGCCUCUGAUUUGUGUUCUCUGCCACACAUCGGCCAGCCCGCGUGUAACAUCGUGGUUCAUUUGCAACGCGCAGGUCAAGUCCCAAACUUUGGAAACGUUGUCUGUGCUGCAUGAACGUCGCCACACGCACCCGUGUGCUGGACGGACCGCGUCGCAUGCUAUUUGACGGCAUGCGGGUGGCGUCCCCACCGCAAGCUGCGCCAGCCAAGCGAAAAGAUACAACCAAGGAGGACCUGGAUCUGCUCAAGUCUCAAGAACUCUUUCUCAGCGUCGUAUUGGACUGGCAGCAGCAUGAUCCGUCCGACGCGUAUCUCCAUAGACACUCAUCCAUGCAAUCCGACAACGUGUACACGUCGUCGUUCGAAUCGUCGGAAGGCUCUGACCACGAAGGUGGGGCGGCCACACGCCUCAUGAACUUUACUCGCAACGCCAAACCGUCAAAGCACGCACCCUUGGACCACGAUCCAAGCCCCACGACCUUGCCCAAAAUUCACAACGUCCCUCCAUCCAAACCCGUGCCUGCACUUAAUCUCAACAACCUCCUGCCCGUGCCCACAAAACGCAUUGGCAUUUACUCGCCGCGGUCCCGUCGGGUUCUCUUGGACAAGUACAUGGAGAAGCGCACGAAGCGUCUGUCGCGUAAAAAGGUGCGCUACCGAGUGCGCAAAACCCUGGCCAAUGCACGGCCACGGGUCAAAGGCCGCUUUGUUAAAACGGAGCAGCCCUUGACUGCAGCAGCGGUCGAAGAGAUGGAGAAGAAGCAACAGCCGGGUCAACAGGCAAAAGACAAGUCUGCAUCCAGGCAAGAGAUGUCGUCGUCCGAAAAUGACUUCGAUUAUGUUGGCGCAUACUACGCGGGCGAAGACAGCUCGCGGGACGAUGUCCAAGCAAUGGUGAACGUGAUUUUCUCUAACAGGUGCAAGCGAGGCGACGAGGUCAACUGGGAAAAGUGGGCAAGUCAACUGGAGCAGUCGAUUUUGGCUCUUCUCCCCAGCCAAUACGUGGACUCUCCAUUUCCCGACAUCUUCUCGGACGUGGCAAACACUCUCGGUGACGCGGAAGAAGACUGCUCUAUGGAGACAUUCUCGCGGGCAGUCCAUGCCGGGGCCAUGUAUGUCACCAUAUGCCUCAGUCUGUACAUCAGCCUCCGACACCCAAGUCUAUGGGAACACGACGACAACCUGUCGCCCGUGUUGAGGCAUUAUCUGCCCGAAAUCAAACAACUCUGGGCUCGACGGAGGCCAAAGCCGAGCCAAACGUUUGAUUUUAUGGAGAGCGCGAUUCCAGGCACUGCAGCUGUCAUAUGCCUUGGCUACGCUGCUGGCAAACGCCACCUCAAACCCAUUUUCCCUUAACGCCAAGACCUCCGUCGACCUCCACGAUCCACUGAACUACCUUAUUCACACUGCACAUGUAGAAUACGCCGUACAAUAAAACCUAAUAAUACACUAUUUCCUCCCUC